AUGGUCUCCAUCCGAUCCUCGAUUCUUCUCGUCACAGUCACCUCCACGCUCGCACUCCACGGACAAGCCAACGCCACGAACUGUGACGCAGACAACUACUCCAAAGUCGCUGCUGCCGUGCAGACGCUCCAAACCAACUGUGCCAGCUGGGCAGCCUACCUCUCCAGCGGAGGCGUCUGGACCUGCGACUCCACGUGCCACGACGCUGUGUCCGAUUAUGUCGACACCUUGCCGGACUGCACGUUCGGUGGUCCGUACGGUCAGAACUACAAGGAAGUGGUGCAGGGUAUGGUGGAGACGUGCGGGGGUAAGGUGGUGUCCACGUCUCACUCGACGACGUCUCCGAGCUCAGUGACGGCCUCAACCAGUACGACCACAACAACCCCGAGCACAACCACCGCUGCGCCUACUGUGAGUAACAACAGUAACGACGGCAACAGCAGUGAUACAGUUUCAACGACUGAUGCAGCCACCGCUACGACUUCAAUCCCGACGGCCAGUACCGGUGAUAACAAAAACGACAAGACCGAAGUGAGUGCUGGUGCUAGUGCUAGUGCUAGUGCUGCAGCCGGCGAUACUCCGGCGUCGGAUGUGUCGACAACUUCUGGUGCCAGUAUUCAGGCUAUUAGUUCGAUCGCGGCUUUGGUGGUGAUUGUGGCUGGGGUGCUGCUGCUGUGCUAA
This is a messenger RNA of Phytophthora nicotianae INRA-310, 681 nucleotides long. RefSeq lists its product as hypothetical. The record is from RefSeq and is a predicted model, not a curated record. The transcript has a single exon. Bases 1 to 681 code for a protein of 226 amino acids. Gene Ontology annotation, cellular component: extracellular region. NCBI's taxonomy places the organism in Eukaryota, Oomycota, Peronosporomycetes, Peronosporales, Peronosporaceae.